Messenger RNA from Triticum turgidum subsp. durum (durum wheat), 1281 nucleotides. NCBI's taxonomy places the organism in Eukaryota, Viridiplantae, Streptophyta, Magnoliopsida, Poales, Poaceae. The record is from the annotation of a GenBank genome assembly.
AUGAGCCACCGGCGAGUGGAGGCAUGCGACUCCUGGCGCCCGCCGCCCGUGCCUGGGCACGCGCCUGCUCUCCUCCUCCGCGCGGGUAACCCCUGGGGCCGCUCCUACCCACCCUGCGCCUUCGCGUCCCUCUCCGUCCGUGAGGGCGGGGCGGCCGCCGUCAAGGCGGAGGAUGUGGAAGAGGAGAAGGAGAGAACGCUGGCUCAGGUGGCAGCCGAGGUCUCUGGGACGAAGGGCAAGAUGCCGCCGGUGGCGCAGCUGCUGAAGCACCCCCUGGCGCUGCUGGCGCUGGUGCCCAGCAGCGUCGCGCUCUUCGCGGCCGGCGCCGGGGCGGGCGCCGUCGCCAAGACGGUCACCGCGCCGCUCGACCGCGUCAAGCUCCUCAUGCAGACACAUAGCGUGCGGAUGGCGGGUGAGAGCACCAAGGGAAUUGGAUUCGUGCAGGCUAUGGCAGAGAUAGGGAAGGAGGAAGGUAUAAAGGGUUACUGGAAGGGCAAUCUUCCACAGGUGCUUGAUAUUACCCAUCUUGCAAAUUAUGAUUUUGUGUCUCAUGCAUGGUUUAUCUUGUGUUCCCAUGCUGACUUGUUUCUUCUCCAUAAACUCCUCCAGGUUAUCCGCAUAAUUCCAUACAGUGCAGUACAACUUUUCUCAUAUGAAGUUUACAAGAAAGUAUUCCGGAGAAAGGAUGGAGAGCUUACUGUAUUUGGGAGACUUGCGGCUGGGGCUUGUGCGGGCAUGACUUCUACACUUGUGACUUACCCACUGGAUGUCCUCCGGCUUAGGCUAGCAGUUCAAUCUGGACAUAGCACUAUGUCACAGGUUGCUCUGAACAUGCUGAGAGAAGAAGGGCUAGCUUCCUUCUAUGGGGGCCUUGGUCCAUCUCUUAUAGGAAUUGCACCUUACAUCGCUGUAAACUUCUGUGUUUUUGACCUAAUGAAGAAAUCCGUACCGGAGAAGUACAAGAGUAGACCAGAGACUUCUCUAGCAACUGCUCUUCUUUCAGCAACAUUUGCAACUUUGAUGUGCUAUCCGUUGGACACUGUUAGGAGGCAGAUGCAAAUGAAAGGCACACCGUACAAUACAAUUUUCGAUGCCAUACCAGGCAUUGUGGAGCGUGACGGUCUAGUUGGGCUAUACAGAGGUUUUGUGCCAAACGCGUUGAAAAAUCUACCAAAUAGCAGCAUUAAACUCACCGCAUUCGACACAAUGAAGAUCUUGAUAUCUACUGGGCAAAAGGAACUGGAAAAAAUAAUGCAAGAAAAUCAGGAGAAAACAAGCUAG